This is a messenger RNA of Dendronephthya gigantea, 955 nucleotides long. Its product is annotated as phosphoethanolamine N-methyltransferase 1-like. The record is from RefSeq and is a predicted model, not a curated record. Gene Ontology annotation, molecular function: S-adenosylmethionine-dependent methyltransferase activity. The coding region runs from base 26 to 829 and encodes 267 amino acids. The transcript has 7 exons. Lineage: Eukaryota; Metazoa; Cnidaria; Anthozoa; Malacalcyonacea; Nephtheidae.
AAUUAAUAGUUGAAUUAUCUUUGCAAUGGCGCAAGACAGCUCUUCGCAAAUGCAGAAAUUUUUAGACGAAAACCAGUACACAAAGAAAGGCAUCUUACGAUACGAGAAAAUCUUUGGUGUUGGGUUUGUGAGCACAGGAGGAAUUGAUACGACCAAGGAAUUUGUUGCCCGUUUGAAUUUGAAGGAAAAUCAAAGUGUUCUAGAUAUUGGAUGUGGCAUUGGUGGCAGUGCGUUUUACAUGGCCAAGGAAUAUGGUGCAAAUGUUCUCGGAAUUGAUCUGUCAAACAAUAUGGUGAAUAUCGCUUUGGAAAGAGCUGCUAAUGAAAGCAUUUUUAAAGACAAGGUUCAACUAAAAGUUAUAGAUGCAUUAACUGCAAAUUUUGAACCUGCCUCGUUCGAUGUUGUUUAUUCCCGGGAUACAAUCUUACAUAUUGAAAACAAAGAAGAACUAUUCAAGUUGUGUCUGAAAUGGUUGAAACCAGGUGGUCAACUACUCAUUUCAGAUUAUUGCUGCGGUACUAAUAUAGAGAAUGAGGAAUUCAAAAACUAUGUUAAACAAAGAAAUUACUUUUUAUUAGACGUAGCUUCUUAUGGAAAGCUUCUGGAAAAGGUUGGUUUUGUUGAAGUGGAUGCUCAAGACAGAACUGAACAGUUUAUCAGUGUACUAUCAAAUGAAAAAGCACGUGCUGAAAAAGAUAAAGACAAUGUUUUACAGCAUUUUUCUCAAGAAGACUACGAUGCAUUAAUAUCAGGAUGGGAGAAAAAAUUAGGACGCUGCUCAGUUGGCUACCAAAAAUGGGGAUUGUUUUAUGCCAAGAAGGAAAUCUAAUAUUUAUAGCUAAAUUAUAAAUUUUAAAUCUAAUAAUAUAUAAUAAAUAUCUUAGCCGAAAAUUUUCCCGGAUUUUAUGAUUAGCCAUUUUGGAAGCAUAACCCUGCUAACUUUCAGAAUGUUUUA